AAACGUCGUUACGCAGUAUAUACUGUAAUUGAUUUGACAUCGACAACGUUUUCUGUAUGACAGUCUCGUUGUCUUAGUUUUGUCCCCUUUUUAACGGCUAGUUCUAAAGAGUGGUAAAAUAUUCAACUGAGGAAGUUGUGGAAAAUGAAGCUUCGUCUCAAAGGAGAGUCAUUUGCAAGGCAAGUGCUAACGGAAUUUGACUCGAACAACGUUACUGUGGCGGAGUUAAAAAUUCGCGUUCGAGAUAUUUUGCAAUUGAAUGAUGAAGAUUUUCUCAGGUCUAUGCAAUUCAGUAUGAAUGGAAAACAAGCUCUUUUGGCAGAAGAUACUGAAUUGGUUUCCAAUUUAGGCUUUGUAUCUGGAGAUGCAGUUUACAUCUUAGGGACUUUUUCAGCUACGAGAAGACCAAAAUUUCCCAAACUGAAUCCCAGUUUUUGUGAAAAUGAUCAGGAACAAGAAAAUUUUUCUACAAUUGUAGCAUCUGAUAAGAGACGCAUGGCAAGCUUAGAGCUCAGUACUGCAUCACGAAAUGUCAACAGAAUGAAUAAGCAAAGCAAAGAAGAGUCUGACGGAGAUCCCACUGUACCAGAUUUUGAGAAACAUCACAUACCUAUAUUGGAUACCCCAAAUCUGUUGAUUCCUCCAACCUAUGCAAGAUUAAUUACUUCAAAUUCACCAAAUGCCCCAUUUCAAUCAAAUCUAGAAAAGCUGGGUUGCAUGCUUCAUAUAUUGAUGGUUGAAACUGGGUUUCAACCACAAACAUGUAAAAGUUUUUCAGACCCAUUUUGUACCCUACCUGAUUCAUGGAAUGUAGCAAAUGAAACUCUGAGGCUAAACUACAAGACAGGGUCCCAAUCCCCAGCAACAAUAGUACUUACAUCAGUGGGAUUACUGGUAAUUGUUUAUGGUAUUGGAUCAUCAUCAAGGAAGUCUCUGUCAUUGAAACUGAAGCCCAGUGAGUUUAUGCCGCCUGUGGGUAGCAAACAUCUGAGACAAGUAUGCAUUGAUUAUAAAAAUGAAAUCGCUUUCCCAUUGUACGUCCAUAUCGAGAGAGAAGCAAACGGCACUUGCCCUACACAUUUUUCCACUUUGCCACCGGAAAUCUCGUACAAUAUACUUCAAAGGCUUGAUUCCAAAAGCUUGAGUAGACUGUCGAUGACUUGCCGGCUAUUUCAGCAUUUGGCAAGUCAACCUAGUCUUUGGAAAAAACUGGCUUCCAAAGACUUCGGGAAGAAAAUUUCGAAUCGAGUGGCGUCCGAUACAGUAAACUGGAAAGAGCUAUACAAGGAUGAAUUUUUGAUAGAAAAGAAACAGCAAGAAAUGUCGAAAUCAAUUCGUGGCUAUACAACAAUGCCACGCGUCCCUGAGAUCUUUUUUUCUAGCCCAUUCCCGAGCCUGCAAGUCUAUCCCGACGUCAAUGGCGUGCAUGAAUUUCCGGGAACUAUGGGGGGUUAUUCCGAUUUGUAUCCAGAUUUAAGAGGUUUCGAUCCGCCAGGUCGUCGGCAACAAUCCCGGAAUCUUCAUGAUGGGGGGAUAGGAUUUGCACGACCACAUGGUAGAUUCCGUGGCUUUCCAAAUAUUUAAUCUCCAGUUAAACGGUUAUUGUACAUGAAAAUCCGACCUUUUACCAGUAAAAUAAUGUCGGUAAGUGUUUUAAAACCCAUUUUCUUUUAUUUUUGUUAUUUGUUUCACCGUUACAGGAGUUAAAAUUCCUUCUUGAUCUAGAAUUUGUUGAAA
This is a messenger RNA of Daphnia carinata, 1737 nucleotides long. RefSeq names its product F-box only protein 7-like. Gene Ontology annotation, molecular function: protein kinase binding. Bases 145 to 1584 code for a protein of 479 amino acids. The record is from RefSeq and is a predicted model, not a curated record. Lineage: Eukaryota; Metazoa; Arthropoda; Branchiopoda; Diplostraca; Daphniidae. The transcript has 5 exons. Gene Ontology annotation, biological process: positive regulation of autophagy of mitochondrion; autophagy of mitochondrion.